UUUACUCCUGGAGGAGCCUCAUUUGGUUCAUUCCACUUCACAAGGAAUUUAUAGGAAUAGCUCACCAGCAGAAAACUUUGAAUCAAGAACAAGGCCAUGAUCAAAGCCGCAGAGUAUGGAGAAACAUCAUGGGAGCUGUCCGUGCAGGUGGAUCAAAAAGCUGGAGAUGAGUCCAUGAAAUUUAAGCUGAGGGUGAAGGGAGACUUGCACAUUGGAGGCCUGAUGCUUAAACUGGUGGAGAAGAUCAAGGCUCCUCAGGACUGGUCAGAUCAUGCACUGUGGUGGGAACAGAGGAAAUGUUGGCUGCUCAAAACACACUGGACCUUGGACAAGUAUGGAAUUCAGGCAGAUGCUAACCUGCGCUAUACACCCCAGCACAAACCCCUGUUGCUGCAGCUCCCCAAUAUGAAAACCAUCAAAUUGACCGUCAGCUUCUCCAGUGUCGUCUUUAAGGCAGUGUCAGAGAUCUGUCGAAUACUCAACAUCAGAAGAUCAGAGGAAUUGUCUCUGCUGAAGCCUCCAGAGAAGAAGAAGAAGAAAAGCAAGAACUCGGCACAGGAGGACAUCUGGGACAUCGAUUUAGCGGGCGGGGGACCAGGAGGCACAGGCCCCAUGUACAGCAAGACAAUGACAGCCACCUACGACCCAGAGAACGGGAUGCCGGUGUCUGCCACGAGCCUCUGGUUUGGAGAUAACCCUCUGGCCGAAUCGCAGCCUAACCUGCCCCCUGCUGAGCUGGCCAAGAUGUACCAUCCGCUGGAGCUGGUGGACAAAGCAGUCAACAGUGCAGGGUGGUUGGACUCGUCUCGUUCUCUUAUGGAGCAAGACAUUCAAGAUGAGGAAAAGCUAUUGCUUCGCUUCAAGUAUAAUGUCUUUUUUGACCUCAAUCCUAAAUACGAUGCUGUCAGAAUAACACAGCUGUACGAACAAGCUCGCUGGUCCAUUCUGCUGGAGGAGAUAGACUGCACUGAGGAGGAAAUGCUGAUGUUUGCUUCAUUACAGUAUCAUAUUUGCAAACUGACCAUCUCAAGUGAACCAAUGGACAACUCCAACGAACCAGAAAUAGAUGAAGUAGAAGCUGCUCUGUCCAACUUGGAGACGACACUUGAAGGCGGACUCCCUGACAGAAUUCUGGAAGACAUUACAGAUAUUCCAGAGUUGGCAGAAUCCCUCCGGCUGUUUAGGCCAAAAAGACUAACGCUGCGGCAGUACAAAGAGUACUGGUUUGUUUUCAAGGACACCACAAUCUCCUACUACAAGAACAAGGAGAUGUCCAAUGGAGAACCCAUAGAGCAGUUUCACCUGAGAGGUUGUGAGGUAGUCCCCGAUGUCAACGUGACUGACAAGAAGUUCGGCAUCAAGCUCCUGCUCCCAGUUGCUGACGGGAUGAAUGAGGUGUACAUCCGAUGUGACAAUGAAACGCAGUAUGCCAAGUGGAAAGCUGCAUGUAUCUUGGCCUCUAAGGGCAAGACAAUGGCUUACAGCUCCUACAAGUCAGAAGUGAGAAACAUCCAGUCAUUUCUGCAAAUGAAGAGCCUGGCACCCCCUCCUGGUCAGGCAGCUCCUGAUAUCGAAUCCAUGGAUAUGAAUGCUGAAUGUUUUUUCUCCCCGCGCUACACCAAGAAGCACAAGACCAAACAGCUAACUUCACGUAUCCUGGAGGCCCAUCAGAACAUAGCACGGCUGUCCCUAAUGGAGGCUAAGAUGCGCUUCAUCCAGGCCUGGCAGUCACUUCCAGAGUUUGGUAUCAACUACUACAUUGUCAGAUUCAGAGGCAAUAAGAAAGAUGAGAUUCUGGGGAUCUCAUACAACCGUAUGAUUCGUAUCGACAUGUCCUCUUGUCUGCCUGUCACCACAUGGAGGUUCGCCAACAUGAAGCAGUGGAAUGUGAACUGGGAGAUAAGACAGGUUACCAUAGAGUUCGACCAGAAUGUGUCGAUAGCCUUCUGCUGUUUGAGCUGUGACUGCAAGGUUGUCCACGAGUUCAUCGGCGGCUACAUCUUCCUCUCCACAAGAUCUAAAGAUCAGAACGAGACGCUAGACGAAGAACUGUUCCAUAAACUCACCGGAGGCCAAGAAUGAGGAGAGAUACAAGCCUGUUUCUCUUAUCUGUUGUUUAUUUACGUGUGGUAUAAUGUGAAAGUAAAGCAUUCAUCUCCUGACGCAAUGGUUACCCUAAUUACUAAACAAACCAUUGCAAUAGAAAAUGUAAUACUGUACACUGUAAAUGUAACAUUUUCACUCACAGAACAACAGUAGCAUCAUUAUUUUUAUCAUCAUACAGUCAUAGAAAUGUACCCUGCACUAGAAGAAAUAAUAGCGUUGAUGUAAAUAUGUAGUCAAGAUUCUCUCAAACCUGUAUGCGUUGAUAUUUGUAAGAAUUAAGCUUUUUUUUCCAGGUGAAGAGAUUUCCAUUUUUCAGACAGAAAAAAACAUUUUGUAAACAAUCAUUAAAGGGUGUGUUUUUGUAUUUCACAACUUGUUUCAGA
Messenger RNA from Trematomus bernacchii (emerald rockcod), 2489 nucleotides. RefSeq names its product fermitin family member 1 (gene fermt1). The record is from RefSeq and is a predicted model, not a curated record. Gene Ontology annotation, cellular component: focal adhesion. Lineage: Eukaryota; Metazoa; Chordata; Actinopteri; Perciformes; Nototheniidae. Gene Ontology annotation, biological process: cell-matrix adhesion; integrin-mediated signaling pathway. The transcript has 16 exons. Gene Ontology annotation, molecular function: integrin binding. Bases 97 to 2082 code for a protein of 661 amino acids.